Molecule: messenger RNA, 527 nt
Organism: Rhagoletis pomonella (apple maggot)
Lineage: Eukaryota; Metazoa; Arthropoda; Insecta; Diptera; Tephritidae
Product: eukaryotic translation initiation factor 3 subunit D-1-like
Exons: 3
Biological process (GO): translational initiation
Cellular component (GO): cytoplasm; eukaryotic translation initiation factor 3 complex
Molecular function (GO): translation initiation factor activity
Source: RefSeq, a predicted model, not a curated record
UUUCUUUGAAUGGCAACUUAGCUUCCUUGGCUCAUUCCUUUCUUUUCAAUUUGUCAAAUCAAUUGAACGUCGGAUUAAGAAAAAGUGUUUUAAUUAGUGGGAAAGGUUAAAAUAUCUGUUGAAAUCAAGUGAACUCCACAAUUAUGAGUGAAACUAUCAACACUAGUACACAGUUUCCGCAAUUUGAAAAGCCAACUGUGCAAUUCAAUGAAAAUGGCUGGGGCCCAUGUGAACUACCGGAAACUUUUCGUGAUAUGCCAUACCAGCCGUUUAGUAAGAGCGAUCGUUUAGGAAAGAUUUGUGAUUGGACCAGUAGCUCCAAUAACGAAAAGAAGUACCAAAAUAAGUACGCUUCAUCCUUUGGUACCGGCAGCCAAUAUGCUUAUUACCAUGAAGAGGAUGAAACUACUUUCCAUUUGGUAGAUACCGCACGCGUGCAGAAGCCGCCACAUCAACGUGGACGUUUCCGUUCGAACAUGCGUAACAACAGGUCAGCGCGUGGUCGCAAUCAACGCGGCGGCAUGAAU